GUCGGGACGUGCCGGGUCGUCUUCAUCCUGGAGACGAACUCCUGCACGCGCACGAGUUCUUCACUUUCUCGAUCCAAAUCCUCAUCCAAUCGACCAAUCUCUUACCCCUAGUACAUCCAUGACCCCAUAUAAAUGCUCGCUUGCUCCUAUUCGUCCGAUUUUUCACCAACUUGAGAUCUCCCAUGCCCGUUUUGCCUCAUUUCGAUCUCGCCGAAGUUCAGCCGUUGCAGAAGGUCUCGUCGGUCGAUUUCGUCGCCACAGAAGAGGCGCAUCCAUAAGAGUGCAAGGACCUCGACCAGAAGCCCUCGCCGCCAUUGCUGCUCCAGCGGGUCACUAUCGUCACAGGAGCAAGCUCCAAUCGUCUCGGAGAACACCUAAUUCAUCUCCGUCGCGCUCUACACCCUUCUGUAAUCUCUCCAUCACCGGAUACCCUCUGUACCCGUCGGCCGCAUCACCGCCGAGUCGCCCGUGGCCAUCGUCCUCAAGUCCGGCACUAUCCAUCCUGUUGUUCCGAUUGUUUGGACUGCGAAGGGAACCAAAAUUAAGUGUUAGAGUACUUCAGCACCUUUCAAGGAUUUUCAGAUGAUCAAUGAGAUACAGUAGGAUCGCGAGUCUUCACUCAGCUUUUCGCCAGUGGGCAUUAAUGGGACUCAUCUUUUACUUAUGCUACAUUUCUGCUAUUAUUACUAAAUAAGGCUAGUUAUGUGCUACACAAUUUUUAACACUACAAAUUCUGGAUCAUACGUCGAAGUAACUGAUGGACUUGUUGUUUUGA
Messenger RNA from Triticum aestivum (bread wheat), 775 nucleotides. RefSeq lists its product as uncharacterized. The transcript has 4 exons. The coding region runs from base 119 to 586 and encodes 155 amino acids. Lineage: Eukaryota; Viridiplantae; Streptophyta; Magnoliopsida; Poales; Poaceae. The record is from RefSeq and is a predicted model, not a curated record.